AGUUUGGGCUUUUGCAAACUCGAGCAGAGUGAAGAUAGAUUGAUCAAUGGAGCUAAAAGCUGCAGUUUUGCCUGUUGUGCUUGUGCUUGGAAUGAUACUUCACGUUGCAAUGGCUGCGCAAGGAACCGCAACGUACUAUGACUCUCCAUACACACCAAAUGCCUGUGCGGAUAACAACCUUCCAGCUGAUCAUAUGUUUGCAGCAGGCAGUGCUGCGAUUUACAUGGGCGGCAGCGGCUGUGGAGACAUGUACACCAUCAAAUGUGUUCGGCAGAACAACCAGGGGCCCUAUGGUUGCACCAACAAUCCUGGUCCUUACACCAUCAAGAUUGUGGAUUACUGCCCCGAGGGUUGCAAUGGGACUUUUGAUUUGCCUCACGAGCUGUUCCAGAAGAUGGCCGAUCCAAAUGCCGGCAACAUCAUUGUGGAGUAUCAGAAGAUUUGACUUAUAUAAAUCCCACAAAGGAUGGUGAGCAAGAGCGACAAAGCAAAGAAAUAAGAAUGUAAUAAAACUUGGGAAGGGACAACCAGGUUCUAGAAAGCAUUUUUUUUGUGCU
Messenger RNA from Selaginella moellendorffii, 557 nucleotides. RefSeq names its product EG45-like domain containing protein. Gene Ontology annotation, cellular component: apoplast; cell wall. Gene Ontology annotation, biological process: systemic acquired resistance. The coding region runs from base 47 to 445 and encodes 132 amino acids. NCBI's taxonomy places the organism in Eukaryota, Viridiplantae, Streptophyta, Lycopodiopsida, Selaginellales, Selaginellaceae. The transcript is spliced from 2 exons. The record is from RefSeq and is a predicted model, not a curated record.